Messenger RNA from Trichosurus vulpecula (common brushtail), 4193 nucleotides. RefSeq names its product solute carrier family 19 member 1 (gene SLC19A1). The transcript has 6 exons. Gene Ontology annotation, cellular component: plasma membrane; apical plasma membrane; basolateral plasma membrane. NCBI's taxonomy places the organism in Eukaryota, Metazoa, Chordata, Mammalia, Diprotodontia, Phalangeridae. Gene Ontology annotation, molecular function: folate:monoatomic anion antiporter activity; folic acid binding. Bases 232 to 1698 code for a protein of 488 amino acids. Gene Ontology annotation, biological process: folate transmembrane transport. The record is from RefSeq and is a predicted model, not a curated record.
GUAGCCGAGCCUGCCUAGGCAGACGCAGUCCGGGCCAGCCCACUGUCCGCAGUCCGAUCCGGUCCAGUCCGCUGUCUGUAGCCGGUUCGCUGCUCUCGCCGCUGCUGUCUCUCCCUCUGCCCGGGCCGGUGCCGGUGCCUGUGUCACCGCCGGGACCGCCCCCCGCCCGGCACAAGAUCCCAGGACUUUGGUGCUGCGGGAGCGUGACUCAGGAAGCCAGCCUGGGAUGCCAUGGCCCCCACCAAGGCGGACGUGGAGAAGCCGGGGACUCCUGGCCCAGAGAAGUCCUGGAAGUUCCUGGUUUUCUACCUCUGCUUUUAUGGCUUCAUGGUUCAGAUGCGGCCUGGGGAGAGCUUCAUCACGCCUUACCUGCUGAGCCAAGAACAGAACUUUACCCAAGAGCAGGUCACCAACGAGAUCACGCCCGUCCUGACCUACUCAUACAUGGCAGUCCUAGUGCCCAUCUUCCUGCUCACAGACUACCUGCGCUACAAGCCGGUGCUGGUCCUGCAGAGCCUGAGUUAUCUGUCCGUGUGGAUGUUGCUGAUCUUUGGCUCCAACAUCCUCUCCAUGCAGUUCAUGGAGUUCUUCUUUGGCAUCACCAUGGCAGCCCGGGUGGCCUAUUCCUCCUACAUCUUCUCCCUCGUCAGCCCUGCACGCUACCAGCGGAUGGCAAGCUACUCACGCUCAUCCGUGCUCAUGGGAGUCUUCACCAGCUCUGUGCUGGGCCAGAUCUGCGUCACCGUGGGCAAGGUCCCCUUCAUCACCCUCCACUACAUCUCCCUAGGCUUCAUGGUCUUCGGGCUGGUGCUGACACUUUUCCUGAAGCGGCCCAGGCGGAGUCUCUUCUUCAACCGCCCCCAUGAGUCUGUGUGCAAUGGGGCCUCGCCCUCUGAACUGGACCAGAUGAACCCGGGAGAGGUGAAGUCCCCAGUGGGCAAGCCCAGGUGGCAGUUCCUGGCCGUCUGCAGGAACUCAGUGCUGGUGCGGAUGCUGAUGGAGCUUGGGGACAUUGUCCGCAUGCCGCAGCUGCGCCUCUGGUCCCUGUGGUGGGUGCUCAACUUCGCUGGAUACUACCUGGUCUUGUAUUAUGUCCAUAUUUUGUGGAGUGAGGUGGACUCCACCAAGGUCUACAAUGGGGGCGUGGACGCUGCUGCAACUUUGCUCGGGGCCCUCACCUCCUUCACGGCAGGCUUUGUGAAGAUCCGCUGGGUGAUGUGGUCAGAGCUGGUGAUCGGAAGCAUCACUGUCCUUCAGGCUGGACUCAUUCUGCUCAUGUAUAACACCAGCAACAUCUGGGUGUGCUACGUGUCCCUGGUGCUUUUCAGAGGCCUCCAUCAGUUCCUGGUGCCCAUCGCUACUUUCCAGAUUGCCUCAUCCCUGACCAAGGAGUUGUGUGCCCUGGUGUUUGGGGUCAACACCUUCUUCGCCACCAUCCUGAAGACCAUCAUAACUACCAUCGUGGCAGACAAGAAGGGCCUCGGGCUCCCCGUCCGGUCCCAGUUCCGAGUGUACUUUGGCUACUUCAUAGUGCUGGCCGUGGCCUAUUUCUCAGGGGCUGCGUACACAGCCGUGAGGCACUGUCGACAGAGCCGGCUCCAGGACAUCCCCUUGGCCAAUGAGCUGAGGAGCCCCGUGGAGAUGUCAGAGAAGACGCAGAGCCCGGAGGAUGAUGGCAUCACCGGUGUCCGUGCCUGAUGGGACAUGCCGGUGGUCAGAAGGACAGUCAUGCGUGCUCAACACUACCCACUGUCCUUUCCACCCUACAUAGGUGGGAAACGGGUCCAGAGGUGCUGCUGUGGCUUUGUCUCUUCUGCCACACCUCACACUGAAUGUACUCUCGUUAGCUGGGUUUAGCUUCAUGGUACGAGCACCUUGGGAAACCAAGGCUGGGAGCAUGACCAUAUUAGGGCGGACGUAUUAGUGUCCAUCAAUCUGAUCUUGUUACGGUUCUCAAAUCGUGGAUAACUCAUUUUUCUCAAUUUGGAUAAGAAAUAGUUCUUACCCAGACCAUGAAAUGAUGCCAUCCAAAGCCUCAGUCACUUGGCUUAGUUAGCUGGGACACCAUAUAGAGAACCAGCUGUAUCAGCUGCCCAAGGCCUUGCCCUAACCUUUGGCAUGGCAGCUGGGCCAAGCUUGAGACAAUCACAGUGGGCAUCUGCCCCCCCACACACACACACAUUCACACACACACUCAUUCACUCACACACACACACUCAUACACACACACUCAUACACACACACGUAUACACUUGUGUACAUACACUCACAUUCACACACACACUCAUACACACUUGUGUCCAUACACACACAUUCACACACACUCAUGCACAUACAUACACAUUCACACUCACUCAUGCACAUACACUCACAUUCACACACACUCAUACACACUUGUGUCCAUACACACUCAUGCACACACACUCAUUCACACGCUCAUAUGCACAUACACUCACAUUCACACACGUAUAUACUUGUGUACACAUACUCAUACACUCACAUUCACACAUACUCAUACACACUUGUGUCCAUACACACACAUUCACACACACACUCGUACGCCCAUACACACAUUCACACACACGUAUACACUUGUGUACACACACUCAUACACAUUUAUGUACACAUACAUUCACACACUCACACUUGUACACACUUGUGUACACACGCAAACACACACUCAUGCACAUACACUCACAUUCACACAGUCACACUCACACACAUUCAUGUACACACACACUCACACACCCAGGUUUGUUCACCGAAUACCUUUGAGGUACAGAUUAUUCUCCUGAUGGUGAGUUGUCCUCAUGCCCUUACACACAAAAGGGAUUUCCCAUAAAUAGCAGCGACCCUUCAGGAAUGCAGCAUUCCGCCUGCUUCCCCACUUGCUCACACCAGGCCUCCUGGUUUGCUGUGUCCCACCACCCCCUGCUUGGUGGCUUCUGGUUGCUGGAAGCUGCCUCAGACUCAAAAUGUGCCAAUUCGGGAAUGCCAAGCGCUGGUGAGGACAUCGUUCCUCUUUUGUCUAAUGGCUGAUUUCAACCUGCAUCUUUUAGGCCUGUGUAAAGAUGGGAGGAGGGAUGCUACUGCUUCAGACUGGCCCCUGUUCACCCCUGGCCCUGCCCCCCACACAACUUUGUGUCCGUGGAUCCAGCCUGGCCUGCAGUGUGAUGGCAAGAGGAGAUUACUGACCUUGAGGAAGGAGAGGCCCUGCUAUGUACACAGGGGUCUGCUAGGGAUAGGGAACAGGCUGGUCUUGGUCCCUUCCUGCUAUGUAUCUAAGCUGGAAGUCAUGGCCCCAGAAGGCACUCAGGUCCUGCCUAGAUAUCCACCCAGAGCCUUCCUGAAUCUUCAUCCCCUGGACAGUUGGCUGCCCUCAGCCCGUCCCAUUCUUUCCCAUUUCCACUUCCCUCCCUGCUGAGAAGCUCCCUGGACCAGCUGCCGGUCAGCCACUUGAGGAGGCUUGGGUGCUCCAUGAAACUACUCAGGCCUUCGGGAAAACUGUGAAAACUUCAGUUGCUUGUCUUGAAGAGGAGUUGUGUUUUUGCUGUUGAGACCUUCUGUCCCGUGAGAUUGUCCCUUGGCUCCCUCUGGCUGAAGAGCCGGCCACAUGGUCCUGUGUUUCUGGCUUCCUUAUGGCCUGACAUCCUGAUGAAUAUUAGGCUCGUCAAGCCACCUUGUGGAGCCUCAGUUUUCUCAUUUGUUAAAUAGGUUAAUACUGACCUACCUCACAGAAAUGUUUGGAGGAAAGAAGGGGCAUGUCUAGAUGCCAGUAACCCAACAGUAUUAUAUUCCCCUGAUCCCACAGAGUCCAGGAUUGGAGUCAGACCUGUGCCUCAGCUUCCCGCUCUGCAGUAAAGAAGCUGACUUCUUGGGCCCCGCCCACCCUGUCACCAUGGUCCUCUAAAGCUUAGGCAGCAGUAGAUACACACACCAGGCUGCUCCUGAGCUGAGAAACUCUGGGCCCCUCCCCAACCACCUCUCCCACCUCCCACUCCCAUCCUGCUGUAGUCUCCAUCCCUCACUCAGAGGAGGGCCCUCUUCUGAAACACCUAUGGGUGGGGAAGUGCUUUGUUUGAUAUGUGUUCAUUGGUUGAAUACCACAAAACGACUCUUUUUCAUUCUAAAUCCAGUUUUAUGAUGUAAGAAGAUUUCUUUUGUGUAAUAAACCAGUUCAUAUGCAGAAAGGA